Molecule: messenger RNA, 1470 nt
Organism: Microthlaspi erraticum
Lineage: Eukaryota; Viridiplantae; Streptophyta; Magnoliopsida; Brassicales; Brassicaceae
Source: the annotation of a GenBank genome assembly
AUGGCAACUCUUGAAGACUCUUUCCUCGCAGACCUUGAUGAUUUAUCUGACAAUGAAGCAGAAUUGGAUGAGAUGGAUGGUGAGACUGGAAAAGAGGAAGAUGAUAUUGACAUGGACAUGGCAGACUUAGAGACCCUUAACUAUGAUGAUCUCGACAACGUUUCUAAGCUACAGAAAUCUCAGAGAUAUGCCGAUAUAAUGCAGAAAGUGGAGGAGGCUCUUGGGAAAGAUUCUGAUGGAGCAGAGAAAGGAGCUGUGUUAGAAGAUGAUCCUGAGUACAAGCUGAUCGUGGAUUGCAACCAGCUCUCAGUCGACAUUGAGAACGAGAUCGUCAUAGUCCACAACUUCAUCCGUGACAAGUACAAGCUCAAGUUCCAAGAGCUCGAAUCGCUGGUAAACCACCCGAUCGAUUACGCCCGCGUUGUGAAGAAAAUCGGCAACGAGACGGAUUUAACACUUGUUGAUCUCGGAGAGCUUCUUCCAUCUGCUAUUAUCAUGGUUGUUUCAGUCACUGCUUUGACCACGAAAGGGAACCCUCUGCCGGAGGACGUUCUUCAAAAGACUUUAGAGGCUUGUGACCGAGCUCUGGAUCUUGAUUCCGCGAGGAAGAAAGUUCUUGACUUUGUUGAAAGCAAGAUGGGAUCUAUAGCGCCGAAUCUUUCCACCAUUGUUGGAAGCGCUGUUGCAGCCAAGCUCAUGGGUACAGCUGGAGGUUUGUCAGCGCUCGCUAAGAUGCCUGCUUGUAACAUCCAAGUUCUUGGACACAAGAAGAAGAAUCUUGCUGGUUUCUCUAGCGCAACGACGCAGUCACGUGUCGGGUAUCUAGAGCAGACUGAGAUUUUCCAGAGCACUCCUCCUGCGUUUCGAACGAGAGCUAGUAGGCUCUUGGCUGCGAAAUCGGCUUUAGCUGCGAGAGUCGAUGCGUCUAGAGGAGAUCCAGCGGGAGCAGAAGGAAAAGCUUUAAGGGAGCUGAUACGUAAGAAGAUUGAGAAGUGGCAAGAACCUCCUCCCGCAAGACAACCUAAGCCACUUCCCGUUCCUGAUUCCGAGCCUAAGAAGAGAAGAGGUGGUCGCCGUCUAAGGAAAAUGAAAGAAAGGUAUGCAGUGACGGACAUGAGGAAGCUUGCCAACAGGAUGGCGUUUGGUACACCUGAAGAGAGCUCUCUAGGUGAUGGAUUAGGUGAAGGAUAUGGAAUGCUUGGUCAAGCUGGGAGCAACAGGCUUCGUGUGUCCAGUGUUCCAAGCAAGCUGAAGAUCAAUGCGAAGGUCGCUAAAAAGCUCAAAGAAAGACAGUAUACAGGUGGUGCUACUACCUCUGGUUUGACGUCAAGCCUUGCGUUUACUCCUGUUCAGGGAAUAGAGCUGUGCAAUCCUCAGCAGGCUCUAGGACUAGGCAGUGGGACUCAGAGCACUUACUUCUCCGAGUCAGGAACCUUCUCAAAGCUCACCAAACCCUCAAAGAAGAUUUGA